Setaria italica (foxtail millet) is the source of this 3428-nucleotide messenger RNA. RefSeq lists its product as uncharacterized. The coding region runs from base 144 to 2855 and encodes 903 amino acids. The record is from RefSeq and is a predicted model, not a curated record. NCBI's taxonomy places the organism in Eukaryota, Viridiplantae, Streptophyta, Magnoliopsida, Poales, Poaceae. Gene Ontology annotation, cellular component: nucleus. The transcript has 21 exons.
CUGCGCCGCCAGUGGCGCGCGAGAGCAACGCAAAAACCCCUCCGACCGCCGCCGCCGCCGCCUCUUCCACCUCCCAAAGUCGCGACCCCUCACGCCCUCCAAGCGCCUGGUCGCUACCCCCUGCUUGCUCUCGCGCCAGCGCCAUGGGGCGACCGACGGGAGGCGCGGCGGCCUCUUCCUCCUCCUCGAAGAAGCAGAAACCGAAGCAGAAGCAGCGCGGCGGCGUCGACUUCAAGAAGUACAAGCACAAGGUCGGGCGCAAGCUGCCGCCGCCGAAGAAUGCCACCAACACGGAGAUCAAGUCCAAAGCGAUCGUGUUGCCGGAGCAGAGCAUGGCCUCCGAGAGGGCGGGCAUGGCAGUGAACAAACGCGGGCUCACGCUGCGGGAGCUGCUGCAGCAAACGGCGCACUACAAUGCCAAUGUGCGGCGAGCUGCACUGAAUGGAAUCAAGGACAUUGUUGUCAAGCACCCAACAGAGCUUAAACUGCACAAGGUUGCUAUAAUUGAGAAGCUGCAGGAAAGGAUAUGCGAUACCGACAAUGUGGUCCGUGAAUCGUUAUACAAUAUACUGCAGUCUCUGAUCUUCCCAUCUUUGAAACAGGAUAAUGCUAUAUCUACAAGGAGUACACUGUUUCUGCUGAUGGCUAAUAUUCUUAAUGGAAUGACCCAUCUAUCCAUUGAUAUCCAGUUAAUGGCUUUCAGAAUUUUGGAGCUUGUGGUUCUUAAUUUCCCAUCCUCCUUUCCUAGUUAUGCUGAACAGGUGUUCAACAACUUUGUUGUGGUACUGAGCAAUGAUAGAAUCAACCUACAUGAUAGGAACAAACUUAACAGUGUCCUUGGUGGGCUUGGACACUGCCUUUCCUUGGUUGCUAAAGUGACAGAAAAUGAUGAUACAUCAAAUCAACAGAUCUUUGCGCAUCACCUACAGGUUCAUAAUCUCUCUGCAAGGGAACUUUGGAAAUGCACUACAGAUGAAGACAACUCAGGAGGCAGAGCAUUUGCAAUGCCUAAUUUAUUGGUGAAGCUUCAGAGCCUUGUCCAAAUCCUCAUUAACUCUGUAGAGGUUUCAGCCUCAGAGCUCUGUGCGAAGUCAGCUAUUGAUGCUCAGUCAAGUGAAGCAUUGUUAUCGGCCCUCCAUUGUCUGGAUAUAAUAUGUAGGAUAUUUAUUCAUGAGGUGAAGAAACCUCAAUUAAAAUUUUCCAUAUCCAAAACUCAGUUUGGGCCUGACUGGUUGAGGAGCUCCCUAUUGAUACAUCUAAAGAAUUUAUGGGGAGUGAAGCGAUUGUUUCAUGAAAAGGGAGAAGACAAAUUUUUCAUUUUCAAUUUGAAGAUUGCUGAAAUCUUUCUUUACUUGAGUGCAUGGAUAGAUAGCACAAUGUUUCCAGCUGAAGAAUUUUGCCAUUUUGUAUCUUCUCUAUUCACAAAGGCAAAAACACUUCGCAAUAAGGAUAUCUUGGAAAUGUAUUUGAGCCCCCUUAUAACUUCCAUACCAGAUCUAAUAUUCAACUCCCCAGAUGACUCAAAAGGAUAUUUAUUGGAGGCAUUUACAGACGCAUUUAGAGAUUGCAAGGUGGAUUGCAAGCUAAUCUUGCCAUAUUUGGAUGCAGUUGGAGAAAUGCUGCUUCCUGAGAAAACAGGCAUAUGGCUUCCUGAAAAUGAUUCAGGCAUGUUGGGCUAUCAGGACGCAUGGAUACAUGAGCUACCUCGAAUUUUGCUAAAAUCAAUUGAUAAAGCUCCCCCAGUUACAAAGGCUGUUUUGGAGCUGCUUCUAAGAAUUGGACAAUACUUCCCCACAAUGGACUGUGAAAACUUGCGUCCCUUCAUAAAGUUAUUUGGUGUUGAAUCAUCAUCAGGAACUGUGGAGCUUGGUCCUUUUGUUAACCUACCUCGUGAUUGCCAAGAACUUGCCAUUUCAUGUCUUUAUUACUUUCCCAGUCUGCUUCCUGACGUAAUCAGGCCGUUGGCCUCAUGUUGCUUAAGUGAUGUGCUGGAACCCCUCAUACUGUUGAAGGUUGUUGAGGUCCUACAGUCAACAUACAAGGCUGGUGGUCUACAGAUAACAGAGCAACUCAGUUUCUUGUCGCUGCUAAUGGCAAGAUUCAGAGUUCAUCCUGGGGGUUUAGUUACUCCAGAAGAUCCUAGUAAGGUCUCAAAUUGGGAUACUUUCAAGUUGUUGAAUCGUAUAAUUUUAACUUCCCUAUCUGAAAUGGGUGAUGGCUCGCUGGUCCUUGAAUUGAUGUGGAAUAAUUUAUCUAAUGCGAUUGCUCAAAAACCAUCGAUGCAUAACAUGAACGGCUUGUUCAGAAUUAUUGUUACACUUGAUGCAGGAACUAGUAAGCUCAUGAACGAAGAUGUUGUAAAGCUUAUUGCUGGCUACUUGGUUGACGCUUCUUUGGAUCUGUCUAAAACCAUUGAAUUUGGUUUUCAACCUGAUAAGACAAGAUUAUUUCAGUACUUUAUCAAGCCUUGCACCAUCAUGUUUGCCAAGAAUGACAAGGUUCUUUUCAGCACAUUGGAGAUGCUGAAAUCUUUUGUAACAGGAGAUGAUCAUCUGUUUUCAUCUCUCUCCAAGUUAAACUACCCAGGAGAGCUAUCAUGUCGAAUUUGUGUUGUCACAACCAUACUCAUCUUCUUAUGCAAUGACCGCAAACUCCGUAGGAAUCUUUCUUUUGGCAAAUCAGUUAUCAAAGGCAUCCUGGAUUAUAUAAGGCAUCAGCUGGAUUCUAGUGUGCCUAAUGUAACAUAUGAAGAAAAACAGAAGUCAAAAUCUGCUUUUGAGCAACUGAAGACCAAAGCAUUGCAGUUGAACUGCUGGGAUAGAAGUGAGCUGGAAGGGCUUUCAAUCACAAGAUAGUGAGAUGGGUAGGAUUCCACUAGACAUGGUUGGGGUGGGGGUGUAUGCCAUUUUCCCAGAUUGAAUCACACUUCUAGAGUUCCAGUUUAUAUCUGUUGUCCCAGCUGUUACCAAGCCAAUGACAGCAAUCAUGUGGAUCCGAAGAUGUGCGAUGCAGAUUCCUACAGCCAGUAACAAAGAACUGAGCAAUCCACUUCCGUAUCAGCGAUGUGUUGUUUGUUAACCAAACGUGGUCCUGGCAACCAUUUGUUUCUGCAUGUGGCUGCACAUUGAUCACCAACCCCAGGUAGUCCGCGCCGGAGAUAGCUGAUGUGAUCGCUUCUAGCUGUGGGGCCAGCUCGUACCGCCCUGUAAAUGCAGAAAUUUUGAUGUGACGUUUAUUUGGGACAUUCGGUCUCAUUGGUUGCCCUUCGUCUUUGUACUCCCUCUGUUUCCAAUUAAAGUCAUUCAAUUUUUUUAAGUUAAACCAUUUUAUAUUUGAUCAAAAAGAUGAUCACAAAGGUUUAUGUACCGAAUAGGUAUACUAUGUAUCAUAUAUUUAAUGAAGAAAUUAAUGGUAUUUAUUUGUUAUCA